Dufourea novaeangliae is the source of this 1676-nucleotide messenger RNA. RefSeq names its product acidic leucine-rich nuclear phosphoprotein 32 family member A (gene Mapmodulin). Gene Ontology annotation, molecular function: histone binding. The transcript has 8 exons. Gene Ontology annotation, cellular component: nucleus. Bases 222 to 974 code for a protein of 250 amino acids. The record is from RefSeq and is a predicted model, not a curated record. Lineage: Eukaryota; Metazoa; Arthropoda; Insecta; Hymenoptera; Halictidae.
CCCGCCAGUCCGGUGAGUCGAGUAUAGAGAGCAUAGAAGACCUAGGCCAGAAUCGAACCGCUGUUGGGUUGGCUCUUCGAUACGGUGGUGUCUCUCUCUCCGAUUGCUGACCGACCGUGGUCCGUCCGUCAUAUUCCCAGUUUUAAAGCAAGGUUGCGACUGGUGUUGUGACGCAGGAAGGUGCAGUGAUCUGUGUACGAAUUGCAAAGGGUCUGCCGGCCAUGGAGAAACGGAUAGAUCUGGAGAAACGGGGAAGAUCCCCCGGCGAAAUCAGAGAACUUGUCCUUGACAAUUGCCGAAGUACAUAUAUCGUAGGUUUGACAGAUGAAUUUGCUGCUUUAGAAUCUUUAAGUCUCAUCAAUGUGGGUCUUACCAGUUUAAAGGGUUUUCCAAAAUUGACAAGUCUUAGGAAGUUGGAACUUAGUGACAAUAGAAUUUCUGGUGGUUUAAAUCUUCUUCAAUCGAGUCCAAAGUUAACCACUCUUAAUCUUAGUGGUAACAAGAUCAAAGAUCUUGACACACUUCAACCUUUAAAAGAGUUCAAAAAUUUGAAAAAUUUGGAUCUAUUUAACAAUGAAGUAACAGAGUUGGACAACUAUAGAGACAAAGUCUUUAGCCUUAUUCCUAGUCUUCGAUACCUGGAUGGAUUUGAUAUAGAUGACUGUGAAGUAGACGACACUGAAGGAGAAGAUGACGAAGUAAAUGGAAAUGAGGAUGGCGAUGGAGAUGCCAAUGAAGAAGACAGUGAGGCAGAUGAAGAGGAUGAUGAUGAGUUUGACGAAGGCGGUGUAGGUUUAGAAACUGUAUACAAGGAUAGUCUGGAGGAUGAUAGCGAUGAAGAUGAAUUCUUAUGCGAUGAGGAAGAGGAGGAAGACGAUGAUGACAUUGAAGAUGUCGAACCAGAAGAAGAAGAGUCAUCUCCAGCACGAGGAAAGAAGAGAAAACACGAAGACGGAGCAGAUUCGGGGAACUAGAAGUAUCAAAAACAACGGUCUGAUAUUGCUGAAUGAGUGCAAAAUUCAUAUAAAUAAUAUCAGUAAUUGAGACGUCGAGUGAACCACCUGGGAAUCAAAGUAAUUGACCGACCAAUGACAAACUACAGUUAGUUGAGUGAAUUUAUCUGUAAAUCAUUGACUGGCAAAUUGUUUGUAGAACAACAAAACAUUGCGGUGAGAAAGGGCACGAAUGAAAAUAAAAUAGAAAAAAAAGCGAAUAACGAUAGCAUAAAAGAUGGAACUGCAUUCCAGCUGGACACAGUAUGUUUUAGUUAUUCUAACAAUAUUUUGUAUAGAGUAUAUCGCUAGAAUAUUAGUGGUGUUGCCUAGUGAACGAGGAAGAUCAGAUAUUGAUGGACUCAGAAGCGGCAGUGGAGUUUUACACAUGAAGGAGCAUAUUUGUCUGUUAGCUCCAGUCGGCCAAAACUUGGUCACGCUGGAAUGCAGUUGUCGUUAAUCAGUAAUCAGGUUACCUAAGUUACAUUUUAAAGACAUUAUUAUUGUACUAUGAGUAAGUCUAGAAUACACGAGGAACAACUUUUGUACAGGUUUACACCAUACAUUGAGGUGCAUUCCGCCUCUGUGAUUUUUGGGACAGAAAAUAAAGAGAUAAAUAUAUGUUGCUCAUACACGUGAGCGUAUACUUAUAAAAUACGUAUUAAGGUAGGGAAACUACAUCAU